Messenger RNA from Pseudoliparis swirei, 3150 nucleotides. It is a transcript of the gene itgb6, whose product is annotated as integrin, beta 6. Gene Ontology annotation, cellular component: cell surface; focal adhesion; integrin alphav-beta6 complex. The record is from RefSeq and is a predicted model, not a curated record. NCBI's taxonomy places the organism in Eukaryota, Metazoa, Chordata, Actinopteri, Perciformes, Liparidae. Gene Ontology annotation, molecular function: integrin binding. Gene Ontology annotation, biological process: cell adhesion mediated by integrin; cell-matrix adhesion; cell migration.
CAAGGAGCAUGGGCAGCAGGGUCACCCUAGCACCAUGCUUCAUAAAGGGCGCCGUUACAAUAGGUUUACUGUUACUCUGACGACUGCCGGGAUACAAUGGGACUGAAUGUACUGGCCUGAUGCUCCUCCGUUCCUCUCCAUUUUUCACUUGAUGACAAGGAAGACAGACUGUGGCGAGACAGCAUGAUAUCAGAGGACGCCCCUGAAGUAACUUCACGGACUAAUGGGGCUUCUACUGCUGAGCCUGAUUCUUCGGUACUGGAUCAACACCGUGGAGGGCUCGUGCUCCGCUGGCAGCGCUGUGACCUGCGAUGAUUGCCUGCAGCUCAGUUCUCACUGUGCCUGGUGCACACAGGAGAAUUUCACAGACUGGUUUUCGGUCAACGAAAGAUGUGACACACUGGAUAUCUUACUCGAAAUGGGAUGUGCUCGGGACCAGCUGGAGUUCCCUGUUUCCAAAGGCCAAAUCCUGCAGGAUCGACCACUCGGGAAGAAGACAGGCAACGUCAACAGCACACAGAUCUCCCCACAGAAAAUGGCCCUCGCGCUGCGACCGGGCAGUCCGGUGACUUUCCAGGUCAAAAUUCAACACACGGAGGACUAUCCCGUGGACAUCUACUACCUGAUGGACCUGUCGGCAUCCAUGAUCGAUGAUCUGGCGAUGAUCAAAGACUUGGGGUCCUCUUUAUCUCAAGAGAUGGCCAAGCUCACCAGUAAAUUUCGAAUGGGCUUUGGCUCCUUUGUGGAGAAGCCAGUCCUGCCUUUCAUCAGAAUCACAGAGGAAGAGCUGGCCAACCCCUGCAGCAGCGUAGCCUCAACCUGCCUGCCCACGUUUGGCUACAAACACGUCUUGUCUCUGACGAGCAGCACCGACAAGUUCAACGAGAUAAUCGCGAAGCAGCGGGUCUCUGCAAAUAUUGACCUGCCAGAGUGCGGCUUUGACGCCGUCAUGCAGGCAGCUGUUUGUGGGGACAAGAUCGGCUGGAGGAAGGAUUCCAUGCGUUUGCUGGUGUUUGUGAGUGAUGCUGACUCGCACUUUGGGAUGGACAGUAAGAUGGCCGGCAUUGUGAUUCCUAACGAUGGACAGUGUCACCUGGACGGCAACAACGAAUACUCCAUGUCCACCGUGCAGGAGUAUCCAACUCUUGGUCAGCUGAUUGAUAAGGUGGUGGAGAACAACAUCUUGCUGAUAUUUGCUGUGACCGAAGGACAAAAACACAACUAUAAGAACUAUGCACAUUUCAUACCCGGUGCCACCGUUGGAAUCCUGGCGGCAGAUUCGCGGAACAUCCUGGAACUGAUUGUAACGGCAUACAAAGAGCUGCGUUCAGAGAUCGAACUUGAGGUCCUUGGAGACACAGAGGAGCUUCAGAUGUCUUUUACAACCAUUUGCCCAAAUGGGGUUGUCCUCCCUGAUCAAAAACGCUGCUCCAACAUCAAACCUGGAGAGACGGUCGUGUUCAACGUGUCCGUGGAGCUCCCAGGGUGCGUGUCGGGACCUCGGCACUUCUCCCUGAAACCGGUGGGUUUACAGGACAGUCUGGAGGUGGAACUGGAGUCUCUUUGCUCGUGUGACUGCCGGCAGGCUCCCGAAGCAAACAGCAGCCAGUGCGUCGAGGGCCAAGGGGCUUUCCAGUGCGGCGUGUGUGUGUGCCAGCCGGGCUUCCUGGGAGCGGAGUGCGAGUGCAAUGAGGAAAGCGCUUUGUUGAGCAACUGCCUCGCCAACAAUGAGUCGGAGAUAUGCAGCGGCCAGGGUCAGUGCUACUGCGGACAGUGUGCGUGUCACCCAUCCAGCUUCGGACGCAUCUACGGACCUUACUGCGAGUGUGACGAUUACUCCUGUGUUCGCUCCCACGGGAAGCUCUGCGGAGGCCAUGGGGCGUGUGACUGUGGGGAGUGUCACUGCGAAAGCGGCUGGACGGGAGAGUAUUGUAACUGCAGCACCAGCGCCGAGGCCUGCGUGUCGGAGGAUGGCGCUCUCUGCAGCGGGCGGGGGAGAUGCGAGUGCGGCCACUGCGUCUGCUCCGUACCUGGAGCGUCUGGGGACAGGUGUGAGAAGUGCCCGACGUGCGGAGACGCCUGCAGCUCUGCAAGGACCUGUGUAGCAUGCCAUCUGCAGGAUAAGGAGGAUGCCGAGUUGUGUGAUCAAAUGUGCAGCGUCAAAAUUUCCAUCAACACAACAGCAGAUUAUGACAAGAGCCCUUCUAUGCAAUGCAAGUUAAUGAUGGAGAAUGAGUGCUGGAUCUCGUUCGGUGUGGUAGGAGGUGAGACGGGGACCAUUGCAUACGAUCUCCGGAUGUACGGUUGCCCCGAGCCUCCCAACAUCCCCAUGAUUAUCCUGGGCGUCUCCCUUUCCAUCGUGUGCAUCGGCCUGAUCCUGCUGGCUGUGUGGAAGAUGUUGGUGUCGGUCCACGACCGCAAAGAAGUGGCCAAGUUUGAGGCUGAGAGGUCAAAGGCAAAAUGGCAGAUGGGGACCAACCCUCUGUUCAAAAGCUCGACGUCGACAUUUAAAAAUGUAACUUAUAAGAACACUGAGAGAGAAAAGAUCAUUACACUGGAUCACUUCUGAUGAACUACUGGAGGCAAACCAACAUCUGAAAGCACUUAAGUGUGUGUGUGUGUGUGUGUGUGUGUGUGUGUGUGUGUGUGUGAGACAGAAAAAUGUACUCUUUUUUGGACGAAUCUCUGCGUUGAUUCAGAGAUGUUGUGAAACAGUAGACAACACUGUGACCAGACGAACACUACAAGAGGAAUUCGCUGCUGUACAGGUCCACUGUCCCUGUCCUCUUAAACACUGCACUUCCCUGAUGCAUGAGCCGACAGACUUCAAUGUUUGUGUACUGUAACAUGCAGCUUGGAAAGGAGGAGUCUACACUACGAGUGGUCUACUACUGAAAAUAAUCUUUGUUUAUUCUAAUGAAUGUAAAUAUACACGCGGAUAAUUAUGAUUUUCUUGUUUUGUUUCAUAUUGUGUUUGUUUUUUUAUCAGGAAUUGAGGCUGAGCCUUUGAUGUUGGUCAUUUAGUUUUUUAGUGGCAUGGCACAUACAUAAAGUUAAAUACUGAUUUAUUGUGAAAUUAUACUUUCUAACAUGCAGACUGAUAUUGAUUAGAUGUUGCACCAAGAAACACAAUGUAAAGUGUAUUUUGUU